Thunnus maccoyii (southern bluefin tuna) is the source of this 7299-nucleotide messenger RNA. Its product is annotated as rootletin-like. Gene Ontology annotation, molecular function: protein binding. Lineage: Eukaryota; Metazoa; Chordata; Actinopteri; Scombriformes; Scombridae. The record is from RefSeq and is a predicted model, not a curated record. Bases 630 to 6107 code for a protein of 1825 amino acids. The transcript has 18 exons.
UGGAGGCAAGAGUGGACAAAACAAAACCUAAUUGUUUUUUAUGCAUUUGUAGACAGCUCAUGAAAACCUUAUGGCCUUUUUGAUAAAUGUGCACUUUUUGCAGAAGACCUAACCUGGAAUGCAAACAUAUUUGAAAGUUUAAUAAAUAACCAGAUAUACAUGAGAUUUAAGUGAGAUUUAUUUAUAAAUGGCAUCUACUAUAGCGACACUUGGACCUGGAACAUGAACUCCUCUGUGAGAAGCAAACACAUGGAUUUACUGAGAGAAAACUGUGAAUCAGAGGAUUUAUUAAAAGGAGAAGAGCCACAGCCUCAGUUAAAGGAUGACCAGUCAGACAUUAAAGAGUGCAGUCACGGAAGGAGAGCUGGAGGGAGGAGAAGAGGAGUGAAAGUAAAUGGCUGGGAGAAGGGGCAGAGCGACGGGGGUCAGCAAUCUGAAUGCCAACUCGAUCUGGAGGAUUCUGGCAAAGUCCAAUGUCUGUGGCGUUUCUAAGGAAACAACGGUGCAACAAAGUUCACGGAGCAAAAGCUGAACUCACGGGAAGCUUACCUCUGCAUGGAGAAGAUGAAACUACACUCAGUGGAGCACAAAAAACAGGUAAAACUUACCUAGUGGGCACAGGCUAACCAAUGGAGGAUCACAUGACCUCAUCAGACAUGGCGGCUACCGGAAACAGUUCUGUCACCAUGGUAACAGGCUCAAUGGGAGCUGACCCGGACCUGCAGGUUCUGUGUAACAGAGUGAAGGUCUUGGAGCAGAAUUCAGGUUCAACCAUCCAUUCUGACAGCUACAUGUGGAACAGGAUCAGAGAGUUAGAGAGGUCAGAGAAGAGUCUGCUGCUACAGCUCUAUCAACAAGCCUCUGCCUCCCACCUCCCCAGCAUGCAACACUCCCAGAGGCUGGAUCAGAGACUCCACAUGCUCAGGGAGGAGGUCAGGACCAUGACUCAGGAGAAGGAACAGGGGGAGCGUUUAUGGAGGGAGCGACUGCAGCGCUGUCAGAGGCAGCUGAAGGCCAAAGAGGAGGAGAUGAGCCGCCAGUCCCAGUACUUUGAGAACUUUAAAGCCCAACUCCAACACAAGCUCACCCUGGCCCGGGACAGAGAGCAGAGCCUGCAGAACCGGAUCUACACUUUAGAAAAGCAGCUGCUGGACAUGACUGUGAGUGCCGCCACCGGUGCUGCAACAAUCAGUGCUGUCAGAAUUACUGCCGGGACUUUAACACAGUCGAAGGAGCAGGAGAGGCUACUUUCCAUGAGAGGAGAAGGUGAAGGGGAGGAGGAGAAAAAGGAGGAAAGGAGGAAGCAAUGGCAGCCAAACAUAGGAACUGAGAGAGAAGAAAGACGAGAGGGUGAUGAGGGAAAGACAGAAAAAGAAGGAGACAGAGACACCAAACAGAACUCAAAUGAGGCCAGGCUGCAAGGUUUUAUCCUGAGCCUGCAGGAGGAUCUCAGGGUGCUGCUGGAGAGAGAGGAGAGUGGGAUGACAGAGCGGAGGAGGUUGAUGGAGCAGCUCCAGGAGGCUCAGGAGAACAGCCACUUCCUAUGCUGCAAGGUGGAGGAGAUGAAGGCAGAGGCGCAGCAGCUGAAGCUGUCUGAAAGCUCCCUCAUGGAGGAAGCUGAAGAGCUGAGAGAGGAGAACCACAGACUCCAGCAGAGCCUCAGGGAUGCUACUAACCAAACAUCCAGUCAGUCACCCACAAUCCUUGAGUCAACAUGUCCAUGUCCCGGGACGAGCUCACUGAGCUGCAGCCCCUUUGUUUGCUCUGUUCCCUCCAACACUAACGCCACUGGACGUUACUCAGAUGAGAGCUGUGGAAAGGUCCAGCUAAUCUUGGAUGAUGGAGAAGACCAGCCACAUUCAUCUGCAGUUGUGUCUGUUCACCACCAGGCUACAGCAGAGAGCACACAGACCGACAUAGAAGAUCCCCCCUCACCCGUCAAGCUGGAAACUCUGUCUUCACCUGAAAUCGUCUCGCUGAACCUUGCUACCCACCUUACCUCCAAAUCCAACCUCAGCCUCCAGUCACUUUCUGUGACUACAGAGACAAUAGAUGAGUUUAAACUGGGUACCUGGUGCUCCAGAGGUGUCCUUAACCUGGAGGAAACCCCCAGUGAGGAAUCUGAUGCCCUGAGGGAAGCGUACAGGAGCUUGGGAUUAGGAGAAGAUCUUGAGGCUCUCCAAGAGCAACGUGACCGCCUGCAGGGCGCCCUGCAGCACACACAGGAACAGCUGCAGGUGAUGGCUCAAGACAACCCUGAACUGAAAUCACAACUCAGGAAACAAGCAGAGGAACAAGAAACAGAGACGUCUCCUGCCCAAGGUAACACCAUCCUUGCUCAGGAUGAUCUUGUACAGGCCCUGAAUCAGGAGAACCGGGCUUUGGCGGACCGGAUCCAGGAGCUACUGGCUCAAAUGAGGCUCAGAGAGCGGGAGAUGAAGACAGAGCAAACUCAGCUGAGGGAGUAUAUUUUUAGGUUAAAGGAGGACCGAGCCCGGCUGGAGGAGGAGAACCAGGAACAAGGGUGUUUGAUCACAGAACUCACCAAGAAGACUGAAGAUGAUCUCAAUACUAUCAUGGAGCUGCAGCAAAAGUUAGCAGAGAGCAGAGAGUGUAUGGAGGGAUCACAGGUUGACAAGGAACUGUGUGGAUUUCAGUGGCAAAGUGAACAUACAGCUGCAAUAUCCAGACGUUUUCAACAGAACAACCAAGAAGAAUGUGUGGAUAAUUUGGUGGAAAGUGUGCUAAAAGGGGAAGAAGAACCACAGCUGAUGUCCAGUCAACAACCAGACAAGUUGAUCACAGCAUCAGACUCUGAUUUUCAACAUAAUAAACACAAUGAUUCAUUGCAAAACAGCCUACAAAGCAAUCUGCAAGUUAGUUCAUUGACUGGUGAAGUUGACCAGCUGAUGAAGUCGGUCCAGAGCCUCAAAACAGAACAAGAGGAGUUGAUUGGCAAAAUAAAUUCUCUCAGAGACGAGCAAAGAGAAGCAGCUGUGUCAGUCCAAACACAGACAGAGGAGAAACAGCACUUAACUCGGACAGUUUGGGGACUGAAGGAGGAGAAAGACCGCAUCUCUCAAUCUCUGGUUGGUCUUCAGCAAAACAGGGAGCAUCUAACCAGGACAAUCUGUGGGCUGACAGAUGAGAGAGACCAGUUUAUAAGGUCCAUGAAAAGCCUAAAAGAGGAAAAAGAGCAGCUCACUACAUGCUUAUCUGGUCUUGAAAGAGAAAAAGAGAAACUGUUAGAAUGGCUCUCAAGUAGAAAAGAAGAAGGAGAUCAAACCGUGCAAUCACUACAUAGGUUACAAAAAGAGAUUGACCAGUUAAACCAGACAGUGCUCAGUUUGAAACUAGAGAGAGACGAACUAACAGAUUCCCUCAAACGUCUGACAGAGCAGAGAGAUCAGGAACAACUAUCUUCUAUUUUACAAGAAGACCAUGACAAGCUGCUAAAGUCAGUUAGUAGUUUGAAAGAAGAAAAAGAAAGAAUUGAACAUUCAAUCAGUUGUUUGAAACAGGAAGAAAAGCAGACAAUGCAAUUACUUCAAGGCACAAGAGAGGAAAGAAACAGCCUGCGAACUGGUUUCCACAGCCACACACAAACACAGGAGAGUUAUCAAAAGCAUCUGUUGAAUCAAAACAGUGUCGAGGUGACAAAGAAGACGGAGACUACUGUCUCAGGGGAUUAUGCUGCACACAGAUGUCAGACUAAUAACUACAAAGGAAACUCCAUACAGAAGCAAAGUGAUCUGAUGAGGGAGAUUGAAGCUUUGGAAGCAGAACUAAAAAGGUCACAAGUGGAAAUGGACAAGAGCCACGCAGAGACCAAGAGGCUGCACAGUGAGUUGUGUCAGUCAGAAGCCAGGAGGGAGGAGGCAGAGAGGAGGGCGGCUCAAGCAGCUGACAAGGUGAUGAGGCUGACAGAUGAAGCCAAUCAGAUGAAAGAAACCAGUAUGGAAAAUGACCGCCUCACAACUCAGGUGAAGGAGCUGCAGAGCAAACUGGCAGGUCUGGUCAGGGAGAAGACUGAUGCUCUGACACUGAAGGCACACACAGAGGAGCAAUACAACAUCCUCACAGCUCACCUCAAAGCCAAGACGGUGGCUCUGGAAGAGCUGAACUCUGAGUACAUCGCUCUGAAAAGAGGACAGGGCAGCAGAGAUGAUCUGAGCACUGUUCUCAUGUCCCUCCGGACACGUUACAACGACAUCAGAGCUAAAUAUGAUGAACUCCUGAAAAAGAGGAGCCAAACAGAUCUGGAUGUAGCUCCGUUAAAGGCCAAACUGUCCUGCCUGGUGGUGAAGUGUCAAGAGAGGAACAGCUUAUUAGUGCAGAUGAUGAAAGUGAUGCACAAGCACGGCUGCGGGGACUCCACGCUGACACAGCAGGUCGAGCAGCUGCUCAGUGACUCCGCUCUGCAGGACUACACUGCAGCAUUCACACCAGGAGGCACUGUAAAAACCCAGAAUUACAGUAGUGAGUUUACACCUGGAUUUAUUCUAAAAUUUCAAGACUACUCCAGUGGAUUCACACCUGAUCAGACCUUUGCUUCAGUCACACCUGUAAACCAGCACCAAAAGGGAUUCACACCUGAAUCUGGAGUAAAAUAUGAAAAAAGUGAAAAACACUCUUCUAUAGUCCCCACUGAAUGCACAACAAAUCUUCAAGACUGCAGUCGUGACAUCAUACCUGCACCAACAGUAAAGAAAAAUGCCAACUCACCUGUGCCAACCUCACCAGUGCAAGAGCAUGCCAGUGUCCAGGUGUCACCAUCACCUGUUCCAGCAGAGAAAGAAGGCUUGAGUAGCAACACAACACGGCUGUCUCCCUCUGCCAGUGGAUCAGAGAAACUUGGAUUUCAUCAUCCAGGCACGAAAGUGCCGUCCUCCCCAGAUCCAACCAGUACGUCAGAGGCGAGGAGUAGAUCCUCCCUGAGUCCUUCUCCUUCCUCUUCAACCACUCGUGUCAGUCCGAGAAGGAGGCUGAGCAGUCCUGAGAAAAUCAUCAACCUACAUGAGCAACUGCAGAAGACUCUGUUGAGCAGCUAUCAGGCUCCAGUAAGCAGAGGAAGAGGAGAGCAGCCCAGGAAAAGUCUGUCAUUUUCAGCUCCUGCAGACCUGAGCUCGUCCCCUCAGAUGAAGACGCAGAGCCUCGGUGUCAAUAUUCCACCUACCAACCAUCUCUCAAUCACCACUGCUUCAAGCCAAGCUAAGCACACUCCAGUAGUGAUGACGAAGCCUGUUGCCACCAAUAAGUCAACAACACUUUUUAAUGCUGUUGCCUCUAGAUCCGCUAACGUGUCAUUCAGCCCUAACACAUUCACAAAGCAUCCCUUAAAAGCAGAUAUAUCAACAACUGCUGGUCUUUCUAGCUCCUCCAGCUCUUUUAUUCACACUGUUGCAUCAAGCAAAGAGAGAUCCACCUUAAGCAGUGGCACUAAUAUAUCAAUAUCCUCAAAACUGAAAAGGCAAUCAACUGCUAUCCCUGAUGCUAAACAUACAGCAACCACUGUCAGAUCUGCAGCUACUGACUCGAAUGUCUUAAUAUUUCUUGACACAAAUCCAAAAACCACUGCCUCAGACACAAGUGCCCCAAGCAUAUCAACUGCCCCUAAGGCUAAUAUUUUUAGCAUGGCUUCAAACAUGGAUGGUGCUGCCCCUGCAUACGACGGCCUCACAUUCACUUCCUCCUGCACUCAAUCUGCUCACUGCUCUCCUGAAAUAUCAUCCAAGUCUCUCAGGAAGUCCCCUGCUGCUCCAGAGAAGACCAAAACACCAAGACCAAAACCAGAAGCUCCAGCAGACGUGCGCUCCGUUGAGGUCAUCAAAACAGUGGGUCAGAGCAGCCUCAUGAUUGGCUGGGAGAGGCCGCCGCUCGAUGAGCUGGGCUGCAGUAACGGCACGUUUGUGUAUGGAUACAGGGUGUUUGUGGACAGCGACUUCCACAAGUCUGUCAUGAGCUCAGCGUGCACCAAGUGUAUUCUGGAGAACGUCGACCUGAGUGUCCCAUUCUACAUCAGCGUCCAAACGUUGGGCUCUAAUGGUUUGAGUUCGAACAGUGUCCACACCAUGUACAGGACUUCAGUCAGGACAGACCACGACUGAAUCACAACACUGUCCCUGUAGAAUUACAGCAACUUCUCAGUGAAAACCUUCAUCACUGGUGGCCAAAGUUAAAAUGCCAUCUAUAGCUGCAGCCCUCUGAGGGACCAUCCUAACCUCCACCUCAGUCGAAAGCGAGGGAGAUACUGUCACACUCCUGGGCUACCCUCGCCAUGUGAGACUCAGGUCAACCAAUAAAAAAAAUACUCAUUUCACAUGGUCAUUAUUGACCUGUGGCUGGCCUCAAAGUGAUUCACUGAAGACUGAAAAACAAAGAAGCAUUAAAGAUUCCCGCCUCUGCGCUGAGAGUUUACCUGUUUGUAAAAGCAGGUGAAGAUAAGAUGGAUCCUUGUCGGAAGAACUUCCCAUUUCAGAGUCCCGUCUGUUGGAUUUCACAUCAUGAAUGGAUGGAAGUUUCUGAGGCCAAGAUCAGUCACUCACACCAACAUUUAGUAACAUUGUUCAAGCAGGAAAUGUUGGAGGGAUGUUUGCAUCUGCUGCACAUUUUUACACUGUGUUCAACACUGAGAGAUCAUGUGUCAUAUCAAUGUUGACCCCCCCGCUGCUGCCUCUCUGGACUCAGUGACACAAAUCGUCGACUAAAGGGACAUUUACGAAAUGCCUUUUUUUUCUUAGCAACACACACUGUAUAAUGUGCCGACGCAUCAUUGUACCUGAAGGUCAUCUUACUUGAUUUUUACACAUUAAGCCAAAUAUAUGAGAAACGAUGAUUCACUCCAAAGACUUAUCAGUUUCCUUCUCCUCAUGGGUCUACGGGAUUACUUUAAAACACAGAAGUCAGAUGUUAUUUGUAUUCUGAAAUUUGCACACAAUCAUUAAUAUAUAGAAGAAGAAAAUAAAAAAAGAGAUUAACACACUAAUAUUUUUUGUAGAGUAUAUUAUAAAAGUAUGCCACUGGUGUAUACAGAAUUGUACCACACAUGUUUGUAUGAGUGACACUUUGCUUUUUCACACUUGUGUCUAUUAAUAGAUGUUACAUUUGCACGCACGCAUGCACGUAUUGUUUUUUUUUAAUACAAUUUUCACAACACAUGAUGUUCUUUUGCUACUUAUGUAUGGGUGUGGAGUAACCAUGGUGCAGCAAAUGUAUUUUUCUAUCAGUAAUUGAUAAUAUUGAUUUCCCAUUGAUUCCUUACAACUGUACAGAGAAUAAAUGUUUAUAUGGCAACUGUCA